Messenger RNA from Vitis riparia (riverbank grape), 942 nucleotides. RefSeq names its product small heat shock protein, chloroplastic-like. The record is from RefSeq and is a predicted model, not a curated record. Bases 45 to 650 code for a protein of 201 amino acids. Lineage: Eukaryota; Viridiplantae; Streptophyta; Magnoliopsida; Vitales; Vitaceae. The transcript has 2 exons.
GGAAUUCUAUCACAGCUGUCUUACGCCCAUACGCCCAAAGUUUCAUGGCUUCAUCUCUAGCCCUACGCCGUGCCACCUCCUCUCCUCUCUUCACAAAACUUGUCAGCCCAAUACGGGUUGCCUCUGCUUCUCGCUCCUUCAAUACCAACGCUCAGGUUGCUAACUACGAGGAUGGCGAAGACCGCCGCACCGUCUCUCGCCACCGGGAUUCUCCUUCCAAUCUCUUCUCAGAUGUGUUUGAUCCGUUUUCUCGGACGAGAAGUUUGAGCCAGGUGCUGAACUUGAUGGAUCAGUUCAUGGAGAACCCAUUAGUGGCAGCAUCACGAGGCAUGGGAGCUGUGUCGAGAAGAGGAUGGGACGUAAAGGAGGAGAAAGACGCUCUGUUCGUAAGAAUGGACAUGCCGGGACUGGGGAAAGAGGACGUGAAGGUGUCAGUGGAGCAGAACACACUCAUCAUCAAAGGCGAAGGAGGCAAAGAAUCGGAGAGCGAUGAGAGUGGAAGGAAAUACACCAGCAGAAUCGAUCUGCCGGCUAAUCUGUACAAGUUUGAUGAGAUCAAGGCAGAGAUGAAGAAUGGUGUACUGAAGGUGGUGGUUCCUAAAGUUAAGGAAGAUGGGAAGAAAGAUGCGUUUCAAGUCAAUAUCAAUUGAGGUUGAACCCUCUGUUUUUGCUUGCAAAUUUUUGAACUAGAGUUUCCACUGUCUUUGAUUGACUCCUAAUUCCAAGUUUAACCCAUAUCUAUCUCAAGCUUGUUUUCAAUCAAGUAGAAAAUAAAUUGUAAUCUUAAAUCUUGGAGUAGAAGAAUAGGGAGAGAAAGUGUGCUAUUUUCUAUCACUAUGUACGCAUCGAUUCCAGGAAAUAGUUUUUGUAUCUCUCAUUUGUUUGGAUUCUUGUUGAAUAUGAUUUAGAUUUUAUCAAACACGUUCAACCAUCAGGGUUUUA